Messenger RNA from Schistosoma bovis, 570 nucleotides. The record is from the annotation of a GenBank genome assembly. NCBI's taxonomy places the organism in Eukaryota, Metazoa, Platyhelminthes, Trematoda, Strigeidida, Schistosomatidae.
AUGAACGUGAAGUUAAUGUAUAAUCUAUCCUGUUUCAGUAUGGUCAUCUUACCAGAUUUGGGAUCGCGAGCUAUCAAGAUACCGUUUAAAGAUCCGAAAUAUGUGUUAUUGAUUGUUCUUCCAAACUCAAACGAUGGAUUGCCAGACUUACUGAAUUUGAUGUGUGAAUAUGGUGGGAUUUCUUCGAUACUCUCCCGUAGGUUUGAAGACACGUCAUUGAAUUUAUAUCUGCCUAAAUUUAAGCUCAAAGAAGGCUAUUCAUUUAGUAUAAAAGAUCAUUUAGAACAAUUGGAAAUAAAGGACGCAUUCAGACCACUAUCAGUUGACUUUUCGAACAUUUCCGUCUCGAGGGAAUUAUGUGUAACGGAUGUUUUACACAAGUCUAUAAUCGAAAUUGAUGAAGGUGUCGUAGCUGCUGCAGCCACUUUGUGUAUAUUCGCUGGAUGUGCACUUAAUUCUUCCAAACCUGUGGUAGAAUUUCGUGUUGAUCAUUCAUUCUUCGUUUCGAUUAUCUGGAAUAAUACUCUACCAAUAUUUCUGGGACACGUUACGACUCCAGUGAAUGACUAG